AUGAGUCGUCCUCUCGAGGUUCCUCCUCCAUACUCCUCAUCGUCCUCCUCCCCACCCGGACCGAACGUUACGCGGGGUAACCAGAACUUGCCGCCACCGGGUAGCACCUCUUCGUCGUUGCCGGAUGACAACAAUGGAUUGGACGCGUCAACAACCAAACCGACGCCGAUUCACGUUUGUUGUUCCGUCUUGAAUACCGUCAUUGAUCACGUCAUGGUCUCACCCAGUGCACUGGAACCGGAAGAGCUUCGAGCACAGUACGUCGACGAUGCGGUGUUGUCGAGAUCCACCGAGUUGGGAGCCGCAUCACAGACACGCACACCCCUGCAAGUUCCCGUUCUCCGUGUCUUUGGUCCCAUCUUGCGUCGGGACAACGACGACAGCAAUCCAGAUGGAAAUGGAUCGUUGGAUCCGCCAACCCAGUCGGCCUGUUUGUACAUUCACGGUGCCUUUCCCUACUUGUUGUGUCGGCCAGUCGUGGCAGGCGCCGACGGAUCCUGGCACCGAUCGUCACACAAUCACCACGGCCUGACGCCAUCCGGACACCUCGAUUGGGACGAUGCCGCGGCGGUGGAACGCAUAUUGCCCGUUUUGCACGAACAUCUCGAAGCCUCGCUGCAAGCGUCCCUCCAACAAUCCUCCCUCGGUCUCGACAAGCACAGCAACAGUAACCGUGAAGCUACCGGGAAUUCACGACAACCACCCAAGCCACCGGCAACCAAAAUUAUUCGCCGACUGUCUCUCGUGGUCGGUCGUGGAUUUUACACCUACUGCGCGGGUCCGCCCGCUCCCUUUGUUCGGGUCGAAUACUACAAUCCCAAAUCACGAUGGAAAGUUAAAAUGCUCCUGGAGCGUGGCUUGGAGCUCCCCAGUUUGUACCAUCCCGAUCCAAUCCAGUACGAACCGGCGGCUCGGGAAGAUCACGUCGAGCCAGACAUUGAUGCGGCCAAUGCGGAAACCUUGUCCUUUCACUGCUACGAAGCACACAUUCCGUACACGAUGCAGUUCUUCAAGGACUACAAUCUGGCCGGCAUGCGGUACAUUCAUAUUGGUAAGACCAAAUUCCGACAACCCUUGCCACGAACCCGACGCGCCCGAUUUUGGCACAAGCAUGACGUUCUGGUGGAACCACACGUGCGGGACGAAACCAUGUUUCUCGAGUCCAACACCCCAGCCGUCUAUCGAUGGAAUGACGACACCCAAACCAAUGUGAGCCUAUUACACGUAUCCCCGACCGCACAAAACGAUUUCGGCGUGGACGAUUCGGUGGCGCAUUCGGGUUUGGGAGACACGUUUGCGUUGGCGCAACUAUCACAGACAGAUAUUCCGAGCAGUCCAUGGUCGGACCGCCCCGACAAUGCCAGAGCGGAAGAGGCUGUGUCCCACGCUGAAAGUACACCCCAACACUCCAAUCCAGACGCGCGAGAAUGGAUUGUCUCGCCAGGAACGUACGAAUGGGAGAAACGCCUCGAAGCGCAAGCGCCACCCACGAAAGAAACCACCUGCGAUUUGGAACUCGAUAUUCACGUCGACGAUAUACUAAACGUCCACGAAGUAAUUCGAGAAGUGCCAACCAUUACCAACAAUUCGCGACAACCAGUGCAUUGGAGGGCGGUACCCAGUCUACGAGAGAUUUGGGCCGAAGAACGUAUCCGCAUGGGCAAACUACUACCUCCACAGGAUGACUUUCUGAGUCCAGACCGUGGAGCUAGUACCACCACACCACCCUUCACGUUAAAUGUCCAGCUUCCAGAUUCGGCUUUGCCGGGCACCAGACUUGCAGUCACAGGAAUGAAACGUCUACGAGACUUGACGCUCGGCUUGGACGAUAACUUUCGUCGGGUCAUGAAAGAUAUAAUUGCCCGCCACGACGUGGCUGUGCAGCGAAUUGACGAAGGUCUCGCACGCCGACGAUUAAAUUCCGAUAGAUUGGCAGAGGCUCAGGAAUGGGGGCUUUUGAACCCCAACCGUUCGUCGGGUCCGAAAGGUUUGACCCCCUCCGAUCAGGAAGCGACAGACACUUUGGCAAUGCUUGGUUCUUUAUUCAAAGAACCAUCACCACCACACGCAAACAACAAUUUCUCGAGUGAUCAAGGACCGGGAUCAUCUUCGAAGUAUAGUUGGUCAUCCAGUCCGCAGAAUUUUUCUUCGAGCCAAGACAUCACAGUCAAUGGCAAAGCGCAUGGUAUCGAAGAGGAUCGACAUUCUUCGCAGAGCGAGCGCUUUCAAAGCUUGUCUCAAACGUAUUACGAUGGUCAAGCUGAAGCUGCUGCGGAAAGUGACUUUGAAUUGAGCCAAAGGAUGGAGCGAGGAGAUGGGAUCUUCGAGGGGCCGUUCGAAUAUGUAGAAGACUUUAUUGAUCCGGAAACGCUGGCGCCUUUUGAGUCAAUCGACGAGGAUGGGGAUGAUUUGUUCGAUCUAGACAGCGAUAGCGACGAUGGCGCAAUGGAUGAGUCUCGAAUAGAGGAAGAGCUAACGCAACUUGCAACUCAAACGUACAACAAAUCAAUGGAAGAUUACACCGACGAUUCUAGAUCAAAACCGUUCGAUAUGAAGGGUAGCCAAGAUGGUUAUUGUGCCUCAUCGGGCCGUGACCCAGUCAGCACAGAAAAGUCCAUGGCAGAAGCCGACUUAUCGGACCAUGAUCCAGCCAGCAGAGAAAAAUUCAUGGCGGUUGACAUGAAAGCCGACAACCCAACGCCUAUGUCUGGGAAGCAAAAUUUGCAAGGGUGUGGUAAUGAGAGCGCUAGAGAAAUUUCCGCUUUUACAACAAGUCUUCUGAGCUCAUCUGACUGCCAUGCUCCUUCUAAGUGCUACGUUGAAAUUUUGCGAAAUCCUCCUACACGAAAGGCAUCGAAGAACAGCGGUACAUCCGUCGGGUACCAUCCGUUAGCAACCGUUGGUGAUGUCCCGCCGUGGUUGUUUUUUGCAGAGUAUCAAAAGCUUCGUGGUACUACCUCCAGCGCUGCACCAUUUUCUUCGUUUCCUUCCAUUCCCGAUGGUGGAUUAAGUGUCCUUCCGACGAAAUCCCCUCCUACUCGGCGAGCUGUACAAGGGUGGAUGCUGCGAGAACGCAAACGAAAGCAGCCUUUGGAUUCGGGAUGCGACCAGGAGCACGUCGCAGAGAAAAAGCGAAUUGCAGGCGCUUCUGCGAGCCUUUCUGUUGUCGCUGAGAUGAAUGUUGCCAUCGACAGAAUUCCUCGUCAGCUUGAAUUGCCACAGACAGCAGAAAUUCAUUGCAAGGAAUAUGCUGUCAGGGACAAAGAUCAAGCUGGAGCUUUGACCGUUGAAGAAGUAGACUGGUCCAAAAGCCAAAAUCUUUCACAGUAUCAAGCUUCGCAAACCGGAGACGAAAUUGAGACUGACCAUUCAACAAGUAACGGAGGGUUUCAAGUCGUUUCGACUGCUGUUCAAGAGAAGACUAUGAGUCAUUGAGUCAAAGCAUGCCAAUCAGCGAAUCAGGCGGAUCGUUUUUUGUUGCUCAGCCACUGGAUGGUAUUGGUAAUCAAGGGGGUCGAAUAUGGGUGGAAGGUGGUGGCGUUUUGAAAGCAAACACAAGGUCCUCAGCCCGACAGUCAACAGCCGACAAAAGCCCGUGCUCUACUAAGGCACAUUCCGAGACUAUCGGCGGGCCUCACUUACCCUCACCACUUUCAGUCAUGAUCAUCGACGUUCAUGUGCAGUGUCGGUCGGGUCGCGCUGGAACAUCUGAUUCGAAAACGAUUGCUUUGACCCCCGAUUCUGAUCGAGACAAAGUCGCUUCAGUGAUUUACUUGUAUGGAAAGGAUCCUGGCGGAGGAGAGUCUCUGGAGAUUCUUGAAAGAGGAUGUAUCUUUAUUCCUGUAGAGAAGGAACUAUCCAACACGUCCUUAGACUUCAACGAGAAAAAACUCCUGAAACGCUUCGCAGACGAUCUUCGUCUGGCGAUGCCGACGAAAGUCUUAGGAUACGACGCGCCCUUUAGUGUAGACUGUGUGAGCGACGAGAGGCAGCUUUUACUCAGGCUUUCUUCGGUAGUAUAUUCCAAGGAUCCCGACUUGCUGCUUAGUUGGGACACUCAAGGUACAGGGCUCGGGUACUUGAUAGAAAGAGGCUCCAAAGUCUCGGGUACAACAAAUUCAGACUUAUCUCGAGAGUCGGA
Molecule: messenger RNA, 4141 nt
Organism: Phaeodactylum tricornutum CCAP 1055/1
Lineage: Eukaryota; Bacillariophyta; Bacillariophyceae; Surirellales; Neidiaceae
Exons: 2
Coding region: 1-3435 (1144 amino acids)
Biological process (GO): error-prone translesion synthesis; double-strand break repair via homologous recombination
Cellular component (GO): nucleus; zeta DNA polymerase complex
Molecular function (GO): DNA-directed DNA polymerase activity
Source: RefSeq, a predicted model, not a curated record